AUGUUCCGCGCUCGGCCAAAACCGUCCGUCCGACUGAAGUCUCGGCCAAAGUCCAAAACCACUCGGCCGAUCACGCACGACCCGGGAAACAUCCCGCGGUCGGCCAAGCUCAACACUCACGCCACACCGCGCACGACCAAAGCGCGCGAGCCGGGAAACAAGCCUCGCGGCCGCGCAACCGUUCCGCGUACCACGGCCGAUGCAUCCGUCCGAGCCGGGAAAGAACGUCCCACGUCCGGCCGAGAAUUUCAUCGGCCAAUUCAUCCGCUCGACCACGCCGGCCGACCGCGAAUCCAUCCGACCCCGACCGUUCCGACUCGCCCACGACCCGAUUCCGGCCGAUCGUCCCGCACGACCGUCCCAACGCCGCGGUCGACCCGAAGCCCUUUUGAAGCCCAAACUUAUGUUUUCAAGCCCGGCUUAACCCUAGCCGCCUCUAGAAAGACCUAG
This is a messenger RNA of Microthlaspi erraticum, 450 nucleotides long. Lineage: Eukaryota; Viridiplantae; Streptophyta; Magnoliopsida; Brassicales; Brassicaceae. The record is from the annotation of a GenBank genome assembly.